This is a messenger RNA of Trichomonas vaginalis G3, 571 nucleotides long. RefSeq lists its product as uncharacterized. The record is from RefSeq and is a predicted model, not a curated record. The annotation marks the transcript as partial. The transcript has a single exon. NCBI's taxonomy places the organism in Eukaryota, Parabasalia, Trichomonadida, Trichomonadidae.
AUGCAAGUCAGAAAUAUUCAGAACAUAGCACCGAGUCUAACUGACAAGAGUAUAAAGAUAUACUAUGAACAUGUUAUGAUGAAACCAACCAAAAUUCAAGAAAGUCAGUAUACUUAUGAAUAUCCAAGACACUGGGUAGAGUAUGUAGGAGGUGAGAAAGCUAUUGAAAUCAGACAGGUUCGAAGUAUUCCAGCAGGAAGAACAAUAUUAUUGAAGAACUUUAAUGUUUUGAGAUAUAAUGAUGAAACAAAGAAGCAAGAUAGUUUCCCUGUUGCUGUGUAUGUGAACUUAGAUACAGGAGAUGACAUGAAAGUUUUUAAUACAAAGCUUCAAACGGUAGUGAGAGAACAACUGACUGCGGAAGGGCAUCCAUUACCUUCAGAAGUUACCAUAGCAUAUAAUUUUGAAACAAACUCAAUAGAUUUUAAAGUCAUCUCUGCAAAGAAGUCAGGUUUUACAUUUAAUGAAGCAGAUGUAUAUUCGAAUGAAAACUUCAAAGCUAUUGCAUGGUUAGAUAAUGACGAUUGCUUUAAGAAAAUAUUUAAAUUCAGUGACUCAAAGAUGUCAAUAG